This is a messenger RNA of Amphimedon queenslandica, 949 nucleotides long. RefSeq names its product chromobox protein homolog 3-like. Gene Ontology annotation, cellular component: nucleus. The transcript has 3 exons. Bases 97 to 747 code for a protein of 216 amino acids. The record is from RefSeq and is a predicted model, not a curated record. Lineage: Eukaryota; Metazoa; Porifera; Demospongiae; Haplosclerida; Niphatidae.
AAUUCUUUAUUCUUGGCGGGCAACUCACGUUUUUACUAGCUUAGCUCUAACCACUGGUUAUUCUCAACUCUGUUCCUACACUAGUUGCUGUUUAAAAUGCCGAAAGCUCGCAAGACCAAGAAGUCAAAGGUAGAGGAGAAGGAGGUCUUCAGCGUCGAAAAGAUCCUAGACAAAAUGGUGAAAGACGGGAAGACAUUUUAUCUACUGAAGUGGUUUAAUUUUGAUGAUUCAGAAAACACAUGGGAACCGGAAGAGAACCUCAGCUGUCCAGCUCUUAUAGAAUCCUUCGAGAGACAAUAUGCCGAAAAGCAAAAGGCUAUCUCUAGCUCUGGAAGUAGCAAAGAAGCAGCUGCUGGUAGCAACUCUGUAGGAGGAGGAGGGAGCAAAGCUAAAAAAGCAAAGAAGGCCUCUACUGCUAGUGAUCCAGUCGUGAACCAAUCACCGUUAAAGAAAUCUAAGAUUGAGCCUGAGUUACCGUUGGAGGAUGAGGUAUCAAAUGGAGGAGAUGAUGACCAAGACGUAAGGAUGCCUGGGGAAUCAGGAUUUGCUAAAGGUUGGAUAGCUGAGGAUAUUCUAGGAGCUACGGAAGAGAGUGGGCAGGUCCUGUUUCUUAUUAAAUGGAAAGACAUCUCCCAGCCCGAGCUAGUAUACUCCACAGAAGCUAAUACUGCAAUACCACAGAUGGUCAUCAAAUUCUAUGAGAGUAAACUGACAUGGCAUGAUGAUAAAGCAGCAGCUGAGUCCUAGCUGUCUCCUCUCCUCUUCAUGUGUCGUAAACUGCCUUCACUUCUAAUACGCAUCAUGCAUGCACAGAACCUAUCCACUGGACAAUAUAGUUUCAAGAUGGAACUCUCCUACCAUUAAUAUUUCUUAUUAUUAUUAUUAUUAUUCUUGCAAAAAAGCUCACACACUGUGUACUGUGAAAGUGUACAGAAAUUUGUUUCAUUAA